CCCCCACCCCCCCUCCACACACACAUCCAUUACGUGUUACCUGUGAUUGGUUGCCCCCCCCUCAGUGACAACCACCGGGAGCCCGGAGUCCCGUCACGUGUCUUUUGCAGAGGAAUCCACACCGUCGGGUGGUGUUUUUCUCCCGGAGGAACCUUUCUGGCGGACAUGAACGCGCUUUUUGACCGCUUCCACAACUUCAUCCUCCCGAUAGUGCGCGGGGAGGACGCGGUCUGCGGCUGCACCUGCGGAAGGCAUCAAGUUUAUCAUGUUGUUCCAUAUAAUGAGGCCAUGGAGGAUAACAUGGUGAACUGGCAGGAGAUGAACGUGGUAGUUGGACUGCUCUUGGGCCUCUGCAGCAGUUUAUUCUUACAGUGCUUGCAGAGGAUUUGGCACUCACGUGUCACAUAUUGGAGGUUAGACCAAAUAUACGGUGAGGCUUUCUGGUCGUGGAUGCCCAAACUCAAAACAACAAAAGAGCUGGUGAGGAAGUUACAUCCAAAACCCACGGAGGACUCCACGGGGAACAUGCUGCACAUCAAUCAAGAUGUGCAGCAGAAUGUUAAUGACACAUGACGAUGAAAUGAGGAAUAAAAUGUUGUUUUUUAAUAA
Molecule: messenger RNA, 609 nt
Organism: Gasterosteus aculeatus aculeatus (three-spined stickleback)
Lineage: Eukaryota; Metazoa; Chordata; Actinopteri; Perciformes; Gasterosteidae
Product: transmembrane protein 240
Source: RefSeq, a predicted model, not a curated record